Galleria mellonella (greater wax moth) is the source of this 9541-nucleotide messenger RNA. RefSeq names its product insulin-like receptor (gene InR). The coding region runs from base 288 to 4757 and encodes 1489 amino acids. Gene Ontology annotation, molecular function: insulin receptor activity; insulin receptor substrate binding; ATP binding. Gene Ontology annotation, cellular component: axon; insulin receptor complex; membrane. The transcript has 27 exons. The record is from RefSeq and is a predicted model, not a curated record. Gene Ontology annotation, biological process: protein phosphorylation; positive regulation of phosphatidylinositol 3-kinase/protein kinase B signal transduction; cell surface receptor protein tyrosine kinase signaling pathway. NCBI's taxonomy places the organism in Eukaryota, Metazoa, Arthropoda, Insecta, Lepidoptera, Pyralidae.
GUCUCACUUCAGUCAGUCGUUCGCGGGCGUCUUUAUUGACGAGGCGUAUGUGUUCUGUUCGCUCUCUAUCACAUGCUGUGUUUACAGUACAGUGUUGUUAUUGUUUUUGCUUAAAUAUACUAACCAGUGAUCAGUGUAAGUUACAAAGUGCAACAUAUCGUAAUAUUUGUGUCUCAGGAUUAAUAGCGUACUAUUAAAUUGUGGUUCGCGAGGAGCAGACAACCACGGCAGGCGCCGAGCGCAGCUCGGGAUAUGCGGCCGGCAAGUGUGGAGCGCGGCGCUGCGUGAUGCGGCGCGCGUGCGAUGCGACAGCCUGGCCGGUGGCGGCGUGCGCGCUGCUGCUGGCGUGCACCGCCAGCUGCGCUGUUAUCGAACACCUCGCUGAAGGAGUAUGUCCAUCCAUGGAUAUCAGGACAUACCCUGAGAAUAUGGAGAAACUCCGAGGGUGUCGAGUAAUUGAAGGGCAGCUCAGCAUAGUUCUGAUGGAACGUGCCAACCCUAGGACCUUUGAGAAUGUAAGCUUCCCUGAACUUAGGGAAGUCACGGAAUAUAUCAAGAUUUAUAGAGCGAAAGGUGUGCGGAAUCUAGGUGACUUGUUCCCAAACCUCACAGUGGUGCGGGGCAUGCGCCUCUACAAGGAUUACGCUAUUGUCAUAUAUGACAAUGAACACCUCGAGUCGCUGGGCCUCAGAUCGCUGUCGAGAAUAGAACGGGGAGCUGUACGGAUUCAACACAACGACCAGUUAUGUUAUACGGACACUGUGGACUGGAGUCAAAUCAUCGCAAAAGAUUUGGACAACGUAUUUAUCAGGUCAAACUACGACCCUCGGCUAUGCGGUCUGUGUCCAGAAGCGCAAAGUCGGACCGUGGAUCAUCCGCAAUCUUCUUCGAUGUGUCCUACCGACGCUUCGGGCACUCUGCUCUGCUGGGAUGACAAACAUUGCCAAAAAAUAUGCCCGAGUGCGUGUGGCGAGAGCGGCUGCAUGAAUAACAGGACGUGCUGCCACCGGAGCUGCCUCGGCGGCUGCAACGGCCCCACGUCCAGGGACUGUUUCGCCUGCAAGCACUACUCCUUCAAAUAUGGCAGCGAGCGCACCUGCGUGGAGAACUGUCCCCGCGACACUUACAAGUUGUUCGCGCGGUGCGUGGCUCAGGAGGAAUGUCGCAAAAUGCCGCCGCCGCCACCCCUGGUCGGCUCGAGUGAGACCAACCAACAGCGGCCAGACUCCAACAUCAAGGCCUACAAAAUAUUCAACGACUCCUGCGUCUACAUUUGUCCCAGCGGUUAUAUGGAGGUGGGCGAUGUAGAAACUGCUACCUGCAUACCGUGCCCAAAAACUGGCUGCGUACGAGAGUGUAGCGGCGGUAAGAUCGACUCCAUAGCAGCUGCCGAACGGUAUCGCGGCUGUACGCAUAUCAAUGGCAAACUUGAGAUCACAUUGCGGGCUAGUGGUGGUAAUACAAUGGCAGUUCUCGAAUCUUCUUUGGGUGAAAUCAGAGAGAUUGUUGGCUGCUUGCAGGUGACACGUUCAUAUAUGUUAAUAUCAUUAAUGUUCUUAAAGAGUCUGAAGAAAAUAGUUGGAGUACCAGGCGAGAACAAGGGACAAGUAUUAAAUAUAUUUAACAAUCCAAACCUGGAGCUAUUAUGGGACUGGCCCACUCAUGGGCCUAUAGAUAUAUCGAAGGGAACACUUCAUAUACACAUGAAUCCAAAACUGUGUUACGACAGAAUAUUGCCUCUUAAAAAUAUGACACACGAUCCCAGGUCGGAAUUUAGUGUAAUUGAAGUAUCUGAAGACAACAACGGAGAUCAGGCGUCAUGUUUCCCUAACCUGCUCAAUCUGAAUGUUUCGGAGCGGCGGGACACUGUGGUUGUGCUAACGUGGAACAUGUACUGCGUGGAAGACAUUCGCAAGUUGCUUGGCUACUCGCUGUAUUAUAUUGUUGCUGAUAAGGACGUUACUCUGUAUGGUCAGAGAGAUGCCUGUUCGGAUGCAUGGAACGUGGUAGACAUAACGAUAGAUGAGGCGCGACUGCAUAGCAACAGGAGCGCCGAGUUGCAAGACCCCCGCACGGAUAUCAUCACGAACCCGUGCAAGCAUGUGCAACCGUCGUUCCGGCCGCUCACCGACCUACGACCGUACACGCGGUACGCCGCAUACGUGAAGACGUACACCACGCAACAGGACAAAAAGGGCGCGCAGAGCAACAUAAUAUAUUUCAAGACACUGCCUGGACAGCCAAGUCCACCAGUAAACUUGAUAGUAGAACACAAUACCGCGCAUUCUGUGAACAUCCGCUGGUCCCCGCCAGUUAUGCCUAAUGGUGUCGUGGUCAUGUAUCAUGUGGAGAUCCAAGCCAACAGCUAUAAUAAACCCAAGAUCCUCGGCUCCAAGUUCGAUUACUGCACCAACCCGAAUGCCCUGGCAAACAAGAUAAAAGCUGGCCACGGCGAGGGUCCACCGGAGUUGCAGCGCGAGGUGACGGGCGAGCUGGCCAGCAACGCGUCCUGCUCCUGCAAAGAUCGCCCCAAGUCCGGCGUCAGAUUUACUUCGCGCGCCGAGGAAGAGCGUAUCGAGAGCAUCAACUUCGAGAACGAACUGCAGAAUGAGGUCUACAUAAAGUCCGAGAAAAUUCGAGCCAAAGUGAAGAACAGGCCGAAGCGGUCCAUCGAGCAAUCGAACCUGCAAACCAUGCUCGUUAUACUCAGCGAGAACAAUAGGCCCAUAAUAGGAUUCAACUACUCCAACAGCACUGACGGAGAAGUCAAAUGCAGUCGCAUCGAGCCUAACGUUUGCGUCAUAAAGGACAAUACUACAGGUUACGUGAAGUCGUUGUUCUACGAGCUGGACAGCAACACGAGCACACUGACUGUGAAUGGCCUGCGUCAUUGCACAUGGUACACGGUGAAUGUGUGGGCGUGUCGCAUGAAGGACGACAAUGAGAAUAAGGAAACCUAUGAGAAGACCUGGUGCUCAGACAGGGCGUACAACACCUUCCGCACAUUGGAAUUGAUGAAUGCGGAUGUAAUUGGCAACUUACAAGCUGAUAUUUUGCCGUCAAACAAGACGCUUCCCGAGGUUAACGUAACAUGGGAACCUCCCAAAAAUCCAAACGGUUUCCUAGCAGCAUACAAAGUGCAUUAUUCUCGGGUGGAGGACAGCACUCAGGUUCAAGACCUUGGUUUUCAGACGUGUGUAUCAUCAGAUGACUAUGAGACGAACGGGCGAACGUACAUGUUGCGGAAUCUCAUCGCAGGAAACUAUAGCAUCAAGGUCACACCUAUCACCGUCAGUGGCGCCGGGAACCUCUCCGAGAUAUUUAUAUUUAUACCGGAGAGAACUGCGAAUCCUGGUCACGAAUGGAUCUGGGGCCUGGUGGGCGGUUGCGUGGUGAUGUUGAUGGUAGUGGGCGGCGGCAUUUGGUAUGCACGUCGCGGCCUGCUACCGCCCAAUGAAGGCAACAAGUUGUUCGCGCGUGUCAACCCUGAGUAUGUGUCCACUGUCUACGUGCCCGACGAAUGGGAGGUGCCUCGCAGUAACAUCGAGUUCAUCAGGGAGCUUGGACAGGGAUCGUUUGGGAUGGUGUAUGAAGGAAUAGCGAAGAAUAUUGAAAAAGGCAAACCAGAAACUCGAUGCGCUGUGAAAACUGUCAAUGAACAUGCCACUGACAGGGAGCGCAUCGAGUUCCUGAACGAGGCGUCGGUGAUGAAGGCGUUCGACACGUUCCACGUGGUGCGGCUGCUGGGCGUGGUGUCGCGCGGGCAGCCCACGCUCGUCGUCAUGGAGCUCAUGGAGCUGGGCGACCUCAAGACCUACCUGCGCUCGCACCGGCCCGACGCCGACACCUCGCUGCCCAAGAAGGACACCGGCAACCCGCCCACCUUACAAAACAUAUUACAGAUGGCUAUAGAAAUAGCCGACGGUAUGGCCUACCUAUCGGCCAAAAAAUUCGUGCACCGCGAUCUAGCGGCGCGCAACUGUAUGGUCGCCGGCGACCUCACCGUCAAAGUGGGGGACUUCGGCAUGACCAGAGACAUUUAUGAGACUGAUUAUUAUAGGAAAGGCACUAAGGGUUUACUGCCGGUGCGGUGGAUGAGCCCUGAGAGCUUAAAAGACGGGGUGUUUUCAAGUAGUAGCGACGUCUGGAGUUAUGGAGUCGUUUUAUGGGAGAUGGUGACGCUCGCUAUGCUACCAUAUCAGGGGCUGUCGAACGAGCAGGUGGUGCGGUACGUGGUGGAGGGCGGCGUGAUGGAGCGGCCCGAGCACUGCCCCGACCGGCUGUACGAGCUCAUGCGCGCGUGCUGGGCGCACCGGGCGCCGGCGCGGCCCACCUUCCUGCAGCUGGCCGCCGACCUCGCGCCGCAGGCCAUGCCCUACUUCCGCCACCGCUCGUUCUUCCACUCGCCGCAGGGACAGGAGAUGUACGCGCUCCAACGGUCCACGCUCGAGGAGGAACAAGAGAUGCCGGAGGUGAACGUGGGCGCGGUUGCGACCGGGUCCGGGUCGAACCUGUUCGGCGUGUCGGGGCGGCUCGCGUCCUGGGUGCUGUCGUCGCUGCGCAGCCGCGGCUCCGACGACGCCGCCACAGAGCCCCUGCAGCCGCUGCAGCCGCUGCCGCCGCUGCAGCCCGCCGCCACGCCGCGCGCCCUGCCGCUCGCGCUCAAGGCCGGCCCCAACGGCGUGCUGCGUGACGGCAGCGCACCCGCCGCCACCGCCGCCUCCGCCGCCGCCGCGCCCGCCACCACCGGCUGCUAGCGGCGCCCCGCCGCCGCCGCCCGCCCGCGCUCGCGCCCCGCCUCGCCGCACCACUGAGCACGAGGCGGCGCCGGCGUAGCCGACCACCAGCUUUACCCCCCUAGCUAGACCACAGCUACUUAUUACAUUUUGUUCCCGUAGUACUUCCACGUAUGCGACGACAGCUGGCGUGAUUUAUAUAAAGGCACGAGUAUUUGAAGCAGCAGUCUAUCAAAAUGUAGUUCCUUCUCGAUCGAGCCGAUCGAUUAGUAUCGACCGAUACCUGGAGUUGUGAAAAUGCAUCCUGUUUAAUAUUUUAUGUUACUAUUUUAAGUAACCAAAAUAUUUGUCUACUGGAACUCGGUAAAUUAUGGCCGACUGAUAAAAAUAAUAGCUGGAUAUAGCGGUAAAGCUGGCACGUCGGCGAGGCUGGCCCGCGAGACGGGCGGGUGGCGGCGGCCUCCGCCGCGCCACACUCUAUCUACCUCAGGUCGGCCGCCGCCAGUCGCGGCCGACUCUUCGAAUCCUAGUUGUAAGUGUAGCUAGUAAAUUAUUGGACGCGAGCGCCGCUCGUCGCGUUGUUCUAUUUAUUUUGUACGUUCCGGCGACCGUUACUCGACGUCGCGACUCGCACGGGUCGAUCGUUUUCGAUUUUAGUGUAAAUUUACUCGUACGGAGGGCGCUCCGGAGUCCUCCGCAUUUACUUUGUACGUGUUUUGUCGCCCGAGCCGGGCACUUUCCUUCGGGAGUUGAUUUAGAUUAACUUUUCGUGGGGAAUCGCCGACGCGAGAGCGUUCCUUUUGGCCUGACGACCGUCGUUUUCAUAUCGAGCGAUAUAUAUUAUUGCCGAGGCGAUAUCGAGAGUCGAUCUGUUUCGACGCGAAUCCUAUAUAGUUUACCUCAAUAAAAUAGUUGUAUCGGUGUCAUUUUUGACAUAGCCUAUUAAUAUUUAAGUUUACAGUUGUAAGAUGUAAAGUGUGUAUAAGUAUGUUAUCGCAUAAGCUAGAUCGUGUACAAAUUAAUUUUAUUAAUUUCUUCACGUUUAACUAGUUAACUCCCGUUUUGAAUUGUUUAUUAUGAGAAUACCGACGAGUGUCAAAUUUGUUGAUAUUGUUAAGUUAAAGUUGUUGUUAAAAGCACUUUUUGUUGAAAGUGCGUAACGAUCCAUGAAUUUGUCACUUGUGCUGUUCAAUUUGAUUCGAUUGCAAUUUUAUGCAAAUGUUUUAUAAUACUCAAUCUAUUCGAGAUCCCUUCUUUCUUAUCGUUUAUAUAUUAUAUAUAUGUAAUAUACAAUGAACUGUCAUGAAGGAUCAGUCAGUAUGAAGUCUGAAUCUUAUAUCAAUUUAUACACAACGUCACUGCUGAACAUAGUCCUCCUUUAAGAGGCUCGUGAGAGAAAUAAAAAAAAAAGAAUACCAAUUAAACAGUCCAUGAUUUGUAUUUUCGUUCAUAAUUUCAUAUCUUAUAUUAAUGAAUUGUCAUUUUUAAAAAAUCGUAUAAAUAAUAACACAUUUAUUUUAUGUUUACCUUUGACAAUUUUACAUGCCAAUUGUUUAAAUGUAUUUAUAUACCGUUUACAAUUUUACAAUAAUUUAUAUUGACAUCCAUCCAAAUUACAAAAAAAUAUAAUAUUUUUAUUUUAUAUUUUAUGCAAUUAAAUAUUUUAUCUGUGAAUAAUAAUUUGACAAUAUUGUUAAUCAAUUAGCUGUUAUUGUAUUAAUUACAUUAGCAAAAUAUAAUCCAAACAUCAUUGCAAUAAUUUUGAAAUUUAUAAAAUUACAAAUUAUUUUCCUCAAUAAAGUAACUUGCUAUUUUAAAAGAAAAUCUGCAUGUUUAUUUGUUAGUUUAUAGGAUAAGUAACAUAAGAUACAACCAGUAAUUUGUUGUAUUCUAAUGUAAUAAAUACAUUAGAGGAUUAGGGCUAACUGUUUUUAUUAUUUACGCAUGUUUCAUUAGUUGUGCUGGUCACACAAACCAAUUUAUGUUUUUCGCCUUUAACAAUUUCUAACAAUUUCAUACUGACCUAUCUGGACAACGGUUCAAUGUGUAUAUUGACGAAUAAAUAAUAAUUUAAUUGGAUUUAGCACCACCAAAGACUUGCAAACUAUAUAUAUAUAUAUAUAGUAAUAAUUAUAAUUUACAAUUCCAACUGAGUAUUUUUACAUACUCAGUCAAAUAGUUGCAUAUGUAAACGCAUUUAUAGGCGUUCCGUUUUCGUUGCAAUCGACUUCAUUACAUGUACACAUAUAUAAUUAAUAACUAUAUAUGCACGUAAUUAUUAUCAAUGUAAUCCGAAUCAAUUAUAAUGCAAUAGAAUAAACCUGCCAUUAUUGUUAUAUAGUUAUAUAUACUCAACUAUUAUUGUUUGAUAUAAUAAAUCUAUACUUUUAUAGUGUCAAGUUUUGCCAACUGUACUGGACUAAACAAUUGAUAUAUCAUUACGAACCGAGUAACUAGAAACGAGUUAAUGGUAUUAUUUAUUAGUUUGUUUAUCAUCUCGUGUUCGUAAAUCAGUAUAAAAUAUGUAUGUUGAUAAUUCCAAUACAUAAUAUGUUAUUUAAUGAAAGAUCGUAAUUUAUAUUUAUAUAUUUGAGUAAUAAUGAGCGCGAUAAUCUCGUAAUUAGUAAAAUUGAGUUGUCUGUGGCGCCGGCCAGCUCGCACGCUACGCUCGCGCCAUCAGCGGCCGCUGGCACACUGGCCGCCAGCGCCAGUACUGGCGUACUGGCCUGCCACUCUACUAGUACUAUAUGUUUAUAUAUUUGACGUUCUGUAUAUUUAGUGAAAUAUUCUACUUAUUGCUGCAAUGGAUGCGUAACGCGCGAAUGGCCUUACAAUAUAUUUUAUAAUAAUAAUAAUUUAAUAUUGUAAUCAAAACUAGAACAUGGUCGCGGGGUGAAAUAUAAAUUAAAAUUCUGUGUCCUAAAUAAUAUUGUAUAUAAAUUAAUUAUAUAUAUUAUGGUCAUCGACAUAUAGCUAUCUGAAUACAUGUUGUAAAGUAAAAUAUACGCUAGCUACAUAAAUUAUGUUACUGUAAUGAACUGACUAAUUGAGUCUUAAAUGAAAGCAACCAAAGUUAUACUCCAAUAUACAACAAUCCUGGGCAUCGGACGCCGGGCGGGACUGUGAUCUGGUGUCCAAUGUGUAAUAAUAACUAUAACGAUAAUGUGGUAUAAGGGUAUUAACGAGUGCCUUCAGACAUCCAGCCUUCAGCAGAAUGCAGGAUUGUUGAUUGUGUGAGAUAGACACGACACAUACAAUAUAAUGUGUGCACUGGCGGUAUACGAAUAGUACGGUUCCAUUUGUGUAUAUGUUUUUUGCUUAUGUCAUAACAGAAAGCUUUACAUCACAACACAACCAAGAACCGUGCCAUAGAAAGAAUGUAAUUCAACGGGGCUAGCUAAGCGUGAGCUGUGUGGUACGCGAUGAGUAGUAGUAAUAUUGUGGUGAGGCGAUGUACGUUCGGUGCGCGCGCCGCCUGCACGCGGCUCGGCGCACGGCUGCACUAGUGGCGUGCGGCGGCGGCGCGCGCCGUCACUGGAGCGGAGUGUUGUGUCGUCGGUGAGGGGCUCAAGGCACGUUGCAUCGAUAACAUUUUUUUAUAAACAAAAAUAUAAAGAAACAUUCGAUUUCAAAUUGAUUUCCAAAGUCCAAAUCCAAAUAUUUUUUAAUUUUAAAAAUUGCAUAGUGCCUUUUGCUCAAUUUAUGAAACGUAAGUUAACGUACCAUUAAGUGUAAUGUUAAAUAUUAGAGCCAUAUUAUUGUUCCACCUUACGUUGUAGUACGUAUCGCAAAUAGUCCAGUGUAGUCAGGGAUGUUCCGGGCACCGGGUCACUGCGCUGGAGUGUUGUGCGGCACGGAGCCGUGGCGCACGCCGCUACCCGACGCUACCGACGCCUCGCGGCCGGACGCGGCCGGACGCUUCCGGACGCUUCCGGACGCUGCCGGACGCGGCACAGGUCCCGGACCGACGAGCGAGCUGAGGCGCUCCAUCAGCGCACACCAAGCGCGCCGUCUGUUUCCAAUCUCAUCAGUUGGCAGCUACGAACGGUGGUAUACAAUACGGUCAAAAUAAGAAUAGGACCCUCGGUGAUCUCGUCCUGUUAACUGUCACUAGAAAAGUACAAUUAGCAAGGAAACUUAUUUUGCAUAAAUGGCAUUUAUCUACAUUUUUCAAAUAAGUCAAAAAUAUAACUGGUUGACUGGAAGAAAUCCUUUUAAGGGGUAAGUCCGCCUGUGCACAUUUUCGUUAUAACCUAUAUUAAAAAUGAAUGUACAAAAGCAUAUAAAUAAAUAAAUGAUUCUAAGAAUUACUUGAAAACUAAGUCGUAACAUGGCGGAAUGGGUCCUAUUUUGAUUUCGAUCGCAAUGCAGGCGGUGCGCUUUUGGUGGGCGCUGCGUGGAGCGACUGCGGCGAGGUGUCGCACAACGUUGCCUCACACGGCGUUCCCUGCGAGCUUUACUGAUUAUCUUUUUUUUUUUUACUUACGCUCUUAUUUUUAUCAGUAUUUAAUUUUUAUUGUGAUUUCCACCUAGUAAGGCAGUUAUAUUACCUCAUUUUUAGUAAUUAAUACUUAUUAUUCGUAAAUUAUUGACUGAUAAAAUAAUUUCCAAAUGAUGUGUUCCUCGUGUGAUUUGUGUGUGUUUAUGUAAAGUGUCGGGGUAGCGUUGUGCUUUAUGCUCAAUUUAGAUACAAUUUCACCAAACGAUUGAUAUAGUGUACAAUUUUUAUAUUUAAUUUAAUGAGAACCGAGUACCUAUUAAUAAUAAUUUUAAUAUUUACAUUAAUAAAAAAGUUACAAAAAUUA